This is a messenger RNA of Cadophora gregata, 1203 nucleotides long. RefSeq names its product ATP binding protein (gene FET5). The record is from RefSeq and is a predicted model, not a curated record. Gene Ontology annotation, molecular function: GTPase activity. The coding region runs from base 219 to 1100 and encodes 293 amino acids. NCBI's taxonomy places the organism in Eukaryota, Fungi, Ascomycota, Leotiomycetes, Helotiales, Ploettnerulaceae. The transcript has 2 exons.
UCCUUUCUGAAAUUGCAAGAGGCACAGAAACGGCACGGCAAAGCGAAUACGCCACGUGCCUGAACGAAUACGGAAUCUCCAUUGCGCCUUAGGAUCAAGGCGAAGAUCUCCAGCCUCGAGUAAAUUUCUCAAGCUGAAGAAAAGGCUGAAGGUCAGACCGCGAUUUCGAGUACCCCGCCAUCUACACCAAAACAACACAACCUGAUACCGACGACGCAAUGAGUAAGUUCGGUGUUCUGGUUAUGGGACCUGCGGGUGCGGGAAAGAGCACAUUCUGCUCCUCCCUCAUCACCCACCUCCGCAACAACCGCCGCUCCUGCUUCUACGUGAACCUGGACCCCGCCGCCGAAGAAUUCACCCACGCCCCAGACCUCGACAUCAAAGAUCUCAUCUCCCUGGAAGACGUAAUGGAAGAGAUGGGCCUCGGCCCCAACGGCGGCCUAAUCUACUGCUUCGAGUUCCUCCUCGAGAACCUCGACUUCCUAACCGAAGCUUUGGACCCUUUGACAGAGGAAUACCUGAUUAUCAUCGAUAUGCCUGGGCAGAUUGAGCUGUAUACGCAUAUUCCUAUCUUGCCCGCGCUGGUGAAACACCUGACAAGGACGGGAGCACUGGAUAUCAAUCUGUGUGCGGCGUAUUUGUUGGAGGCGACAUUUGUGGUGGAUCGAGCGAAGUUCUUUGCGGGGACGUUGAGUGCGAUGAGUGCGAUGAUUAUGCUGGAGGUGCCGCAUGUGAAUAUAUUGUCAAAGAUGGACCUGGUGAAGGGUCAGGUGGGCAAGAGGGAGUUGAAGCGGUUCUUGGAUCCGGAUACAACUCUUUUAGAUGAUGAUCCAGCGGAAGGAGCUGUCGAUACUGGGGAGGGAGAGGCGGCAGAUUCACAGACUGUCAUGCGUGGUGCCAGUUUCAAGAGGCUGAACAAGGCGGUUGCGGGUCUGAUUGAUAGCUUCAGUAUGGUGUCAUACUUGAGGUUAGAUGUGCAGGAUGAGGAUAGUGUCAAUGGGAUACUGAGCUAUAUCGAUGAUGCGAUACAAUUUCACGAGGCACAGGAGCCGAAAGAACCGAACGAUGAAAUAGACAUGGAGUAUGGUGAUGACGAGUAAAAAAAGGAUUGGUUUGCAUCUGGCGUUCAGGCGGAUAAGGAAGACUGGAAUGCAUAGCGUAGGCGUUUAUUAUGAUAUCCAAAAGCUCUGUAGAGUUGUCUGU